Messenger RNA from Sebastes umbrosus (honeycomb rockfish), 447 nucleotides. RefSeq names its product trypsin-like. The record is from RefSeq and is a predicted model, not a curated record. The transcript is spliced from 3 exons. Bases 75 to 350 code for a protein of 91 amino acids. Gene Ontology annotation, biological process: proteolysis. Gene Ontology annotation, molecular function: serine-type endopeptidase activity. NCBI's taxonomy places the organism in Eukaryota, Metazoa, Chordata, Actinopteri, Perciformes, Sebastidae.
GAAGGCCAACAGGACAGUGUGAACAGAUUUAAAAAGGCCCCACUGUUCCACCAGGAGGACAGACGUUGAACGAGAUGGGUGUCAUGACGCGUCUUCUCCUUUUGCUGUGGGUCGGUGUCACAGCGAGCACAGUGGUGGAUCUGCAGAAGAGAAUCAUCGGAGGUCGAGAUUGUGGACCAACUGAGCGUCUGUACCAUGUUGAAGUGAGACAGUAUAGAGCUUUUCCUGGUGAAAAUUUCACAAUAUGUGGCGGCACUCUGAUCAGUAACCGGUGGAUUCUGACUGCAGAACACUGCUGGAAUUCAGAAAGGAUUAUGAAAGCAGUUUUAGGUAUCCAUCCAGGAGGUUAAGGGACACUGGAGAACAUCACAGCUCGUGACCACAAAGUCCCCUUUUAUGGGAUGCAUGACAUCAUGCUGCUGGAGCUAACUAACCCUACUCAGAUUC